AUGCGGCGGGCGCGGGCGCUGCGCCGCCGCGGAGCGCUGCUCGCCUGUCUCUCCUUGGGGACGCUGCUGGCCCUCGCCGACGCCAAGGGUACCUUCUACCACCCCGCCGCCCCCCUGCCCUACGGCGGCAGGUACAGCCUCUACACGGCCGGCUCCAGCCCGCAGCUCGGCCCCGGCAAGCCCGUGGGCAAGCACAAGAGUUACUGUGCCUACGUGGUGCAGCGCAACGUGACGUGCACGCUGCAGGACGGGGCCGAGAGCUACGUCAAGGCUGAGUACCACAAGUGCAGCUGGGGACCCAAGUGCCCAGGGAAAGUGCUGUACCGCACCUUCUUCAGGCCCAAAUACAAGAUUGGAUACAAGACAGUGACCGAGCUGUCCUGGAGGUGCUGCCCAGGCUUCAUGGGAGAAGGGUGCCAUGACAGCCCGACAGACCAGCCUGGCCUUCUGCCCCAGCAUCCCAGCCCUAAAAUGCCCCCUGGGCAAAAGAUGUUUCCAAUGCCCAGACCUCCUCCCUAUCCCAAAAGCCACCCUGACCUGUUCCCGGGACCAAAGAAGAAUCAAUAUGGCAGGAAGCUGCCUGGCCUCUUCGGGGACCGCCUGGAUCGGCUGGAGGAGGAGGUGAGGCGCCUUUCCCAGUCCUACGACAGCCUGCACACCAUGGUGAGUGGGCUGGGGGACCGCCUGCGCCUGGCCAUCCAGGAGGACACCACCAAGAUGAUCGGCUCCCUGAUGAACAGCCCGGGCACGCCAGACUCCUCCGUGGGCUUCGGCAUCAUUCCCGACGGCCUGGUGGACGUGGCAGACAAAGCUGACAUCGCCACGUACCCUCCCGUAGGGGACAUCCUGACCAAAGUGACCGAGGUGAGCGACGUGCUGAAAACCAAGGCGGAUCUGCUGCACGAGGUGCGGGGCAUGGUCCUGGACCACGAUGGGCAGAUCAAGCACCUGCUGGAAUCCGCCCGGCCCUCGCCUCUCACCUCCAUUGACCUGCUGGAGGAGUAUGUGGACACGAGGCUGAGCAACCUGCGUGGAGAGCUGCUCGAUGGCUUCGAGAAGAAGCUGGGCAAGAUCCAGACCACGUGUGAUUUCCGCAUCCAAGAGGUGCGGCAGCAGUGCGAGGAGGAGAAAGCCGCCAACCUGCGGCUGCAGCAGACGCUGGAUGGGAAGGAGCUGGAGAUCAAGAAAGAGAUCUCUCAGCUGGAGACCCAGAUCCAAGGGCUGACGGUGGUGGAAAGCUGCUGCAGCAACCUGGACUACCUCACAGAUCGCAUGAACAUCCUUGAGAAAGGCCUUCACAGCAUCUCUGAGUCCCAGAAGAACCUGCACUCACGCCUGGAUGGAGAAAUCUCCACUGUCACCCUAGGGAACCUCUUUGAAGGGCGCUUCGAGGACCUGGAAGCCAGGCUCAAUGCCACAGAGAGGGAAACAGGGAGCUGCUGCUCUGGUAUAGAGGACAGCAUGAAAGGCACAGUGGUGGCAGAGGUGGAUGGCAUGAGGACUGCCUUUGAAGACAAAAUGCAGACCCUGGAGGACAGGUUCAUGACCAUCGUGGGGGAGCUGAGCAAUGUCAGUUCUCCCAUGGGCAUGGACGGAGCAGUGGUGCCUGUGCUGGAAGGGGAGCUUGCCAGCAUGAGGAAACGGACAGAUGAGACACUGGAGGCGUUGCAGAAUCGCCUCAUCACCCUGGAGAGCACCUGCUCCCUGGGCUGCACCUCUGCCUCCAAAGAUGUGGAGACCUUUCGCACGGAGAUCGAGGACUGCCAGAACAAGAACCAGGACCUGCUCCUCCGCAUGGACAGCAAUUACGACCUCCUGCGCAAGCUGAACGCCACCAUCCUGGAGAUCCAGCGGCGAAUCGAGGAGGAAGCAUCAGGGGCUUUGCAAGGGGAGAUCACCUUGCUGAAGAUCAACCUGAACACUGUGAGCAAGUCUCUGACAGGGCUCAAGGACUCCGUCUCCCAGUACUCAGACACAGUGACGCAUGUCAACUCCUCUCUAGAUGAGCACGAGCGGAAGAUUGAGGAUGAGGUCCACUCCAUCCAGGAGAAAGUCAACGACCAAGGUUCCCAGCUUUUCUUCAGCAACCGCCGUGUCCUGAACCUCAAGGGAGACCUGGAGCGACUCAAAGCCAGGAUUGUCAGCGACUUGAGCUCCUGCAAGAACGUGGCCCAUGGCCUGCAGCAGGAGGUUUCUCGCUUCGAUGAGCGGGUGGCGCGGGUGGAGAGCGCCUGCGGCAGGCUGGGGGCCAUUCCCGGCAGCCUGGAUGACAUCAGGGAGGAACUGGAGAAACACACGGGCAGUCUGUGGGACUACAUGGACCACAUGAACGGGACACUGGCUGCCCACUCUCAGGAAAUAACAGGACUGAAGGACAACUUGCUUGACUGCCAAGCUAAGGUCUCUGAGCUGGCAGAGCAGGUCGGGUACUUGGAGGAGAAGGCGGAGAGGAGGCAGCAUUAGCCACACUGCAAUGCCAUGUGUCUUCCUUCUCCUGCUGUGAAGGACAGGAUUAAAUUAUAUCACACAGACUCACUCCAAUGUGACAACAGUUCUUGGGAUAAUUUUUUUAUGAAAAGCUGCUACAUAUUUUUGUUUUCCCCUAAUCUUGUUGGCCCCACUUCUCCUUAACUCCACCAUGCUGGUGCUCCCCUCCUGAUGCUCAGCAACUGUCCUGACCCUGGCGCAGCAGUGUCACUGCCUCCUGGCUGGGUGUGUUGCUUUGGCUCCUGGGCUGAUGACCCCGGAAGGACAACUCAAGAGUAAGCUGGAAGCAGAAACUUUUUUUUCUUUUUUUUUUUUUUUUUUUUUUGUGGAUUUAUAAUUUCUUGAAGAAUAAAACCCUGUAGUUAUCAGCUGAGGAAUAGUUUCUCUGACCUAAAGACCACCUGCAUCUUAAUCCAGAGACUGAGCAGAGCCAGGGCUCCUUGCAGGGAACAAAACUCACCACAGCAAUCAUAGAUUUCAAAGAACACACGUAUUCACACGUCCCUCCGGGAACUGGCUUCCCUUCUCUGAGAUGGCAGCCCUCCUUGUGUAUGGUAAAUCCAUUUAUAAUGCUCCCUCCUCCAUGCAGAUGCAGAUGCCUUAUGGAGCAUAUGAGGGUGUGCAUUAGGAAAACACAUAUGCAUAUAUAUAUAUAUAGUAUGUGUAUGUAUAUUUUUGAACAAUCCUGUGCCAUGGUGCUCAUCUGAUUCCAGUUUCCUAAUGCUGCCCCCAUGUCCUUUGCCAUAUUCCAAAGACCCACACCAAGUUGCAAAAAGCUGUGGCAGCAGUGUUUGGAGAGAGCUGGUUUUGGGGGCUGCUGUGCUUUGCAAUCCUACUUUGCUGGGCUCUCUAGUUACACCUGGGACUGACAUGAUGGUUAUGGAAAACACGUGUCUUCCCUGAGAAGAACUGUGUCCAUAGGUCUCUGCAGAUACCAAGCUGUGCACAGAGCAGUACUGUCCUCCAGCUCUGUCUCUUUCCUGUUUUAUUGCUUAAGCUGUGAACUCCAUCAUCUCAUCCCAGGCAGGAGAGUUCCAGCUGCUGCAGGGUGUGAGUGCACCAGUGGAGGAGCAGGAGCCCAUGUCCUCCUCAAGCUCUUCUGAUCCCACUGGGUUGCCAAUAGCCUUGGGACCAACACUGAUGUGGAACAAGGCAGGGCAUCUGUGAGAACACCUCUGGAGGCCUGUCCUCAGCUCAGAAUGAAAAACCCACAUCAUUUACCCAGCUUGACUCUGGUUUCCCACAAACAGGCAAGCUGGAAAACACUGUCCAUGUUCCUGUGCAACUCCAGCCUUGUCCCGCAGAGCUGUCGCACACAGAAUCCAUCUCUCCUAGGAGCCCACCAUGGGCAUCCUCCACUGAUCAGCCAAUGGGGACUUCAUUACUAGGAUGAGGAGGAAAUUAAAGAGCCUCCACCCAAGCAACUCUGGCACUUUAUAGCAGAGGAACAUACUUUUCUCUCAGCAUUGUAGCUCAUGAACCCUUCCACACCAGCCAGCCUUUGGCUCUCACACAGUGCCUGUCACCCUCACCAGGCUGUCCCUGCUCUUCUGCACCAUAAUUCCCUGCCUGAUCCCCCCUAAUUGCAUGAAGGAGCAGCUCUGUGCUCUGACUAGCUCAAACCAGCAGCAACUCCCAGCAGAGAUGCAUCUGGGCACCUUUUUUCCCCCAAGAAAAUCUGGGUGAGCUCCCUUAAACAUGCUUCCAGUUUAGGGAGGACCACAGGGACCACUGAGUCCAGUAGCCAUGUUCCCCUGAGGCAGUAAAAGCUCGGUCCCCUUCCAGAGGAGCAUGAGCUGUGGGAGCAUAGAGAGGACACGUGGCCCCCCACCACUUGCCCAGCCCUGCCAGGUGCUCACAGCACCAGAAUUUGCUCUCACUGCUCUGGGCUUUGCUGAUUUGGAGCUACCCUCCAGCUGCUGAGACACUUCUCCAGCUGAGGAACAAUCUCCUGCUGCCUUUGGGCAUCCUGAAAAAACUGCUCUUAGACAACAAAACUCUUUCUCCAGCCUCAGGAAGAAGUUUCAAGGCAACUCUGAGUACUUUGUGAUGGGCCAGGGGAGCCCUCACCCUGCAGGGGGAGCAUCCUGCCUAAGCCCCUUUUCCAUCCCCUUUACACCAGGGAGAAAACCAAAGAGAAAACCAAGCCAAGGGCCAGGCUUCCUGUUCCCCAGCCAGGGCUGGAUUAGAGUGGGUGAACAGGAACAGCUUCCCCAUAAAAGAGGGAGCCAGGACUGGCCAUAACAGAACCAGGACAAGGAAGAAGUUUGGCCUUCCAGAAAAUGGUGCUAUGUUUGGACUAUUGCUGACUAGUCACUUGAAGCUAUGGACAGUUUGUUAUUUCAGUUCUCAGCUAUUCAUGUUUAAAAAAUGAAAGGAACUUUGUACAAAACUGGGCAUUUUUUAAAAAUUGCUUGCAGAAUAAGGAAAUGCUGCCCAUGGGGUUGUGCUUGCAUGGGCAGCUUUCUGAGGCAGUUGAUAACUGAUCCUGUUAAAAGACUGUGUUCUAUUGUUUUUAAAACCAUGUCUAUUUGUUCAGAUUUUAAAAGCUGAAAAACUGUUUGUACUGGA
This is a messenger RNA of Serinus canaria (Common canary), 5058 nucleotides long. It is a transcript of the gene EMILIN3, whose product is annotated as elastin microfibril interfacer 3. Gene Ontology annotation, cellular component: extracellular matrix. NCBI's taxonomy places the organism in Eukaryota, Metazoa, Chordata, Aves, Passeriformes, Fringillidae. Bases 1 to 2463 code for a protein of 820 amino acids. Gene Ontology annotation, molecular function: protein binding. The record is from RefSeq and is a predicted model, not a curated record. The transcript is spliced from 4 exons.